GGGCGCUCCAGUUCUUCCCCGGUGACCUCCAGCGGCGGGACACCCUCUCCUCUCAACCCCCUGCUCUCUCCAUCCUGCUCCCCUCCUGCGUUUCACUUGGCGGCGAGCGCCCUCGGCGUCGCGUGCCCCGAGACCUACCUGCACCACCUCAACCUGCCCCUCUACUACAAGAUCUGUCCCACCAGCCUCUUAAGGCAGCAGCCUCUCCUCUUCCCAGACAAACUGGGAGGCACCAACCCUCAUCUUUUACCCCACUUGAUGGUGGACGUGCCCAAACUCUCUUCCCUCGGCGUGGCCAACCUGAAAACUCCUAAAGCCGAAGACUUGAACGCGCAGUGUCUCCAAGCCCCCGGCUCUGCCAGUCAAAUGCUGUAUGGAUUGCAUCCAUCUGGAAACAUUUUCCCAUCAAAUCCCAUUGCUCGGGAAGCACUUAAUUGUUCUUUACAUCCUCCAUAUGGCUUGUAUGGCUACAACUUCUCCGUGCCAUCCAGACUGAUGAGUGCAGCGAGCCAUUUCAAAGCGAGCGACAGCGUCCCGGUUUCUUUGAGAGAUGGCAGAUGUCAUCACUCUAACUGGCACCCCACAAUUAACCACUGCCUUUAG
Merops nubicus (carmine bee-eater) is the source of this 603-nucleotide messenger RNA. Its product is annotated as T-box transcription factor TBX22-like. The annotation marks the transcript as partial. NCBI's taxonomy places the organism in Eukaryota, Metazoa, Chordata, Aves, Coraciiformes, Meropidae. The record is from RefSeq and is a predicted model, not a curated record. The transcript has a single exon.